AUGUCUAAAGAUACACGUUCGACCACUAAAGGCAUCAAAAAUGGUGUUAAUAGCGUUACAUGCUGUUUUUGUGAUUAUGUUCAGCCUGCAGAAAGUGUACCUAAAGACAUUCUGCCUGCCAUGAACAUCUGUAGAAAUCUCAGAUACAUUUGCGAUGGUUGCCUCAGGUCUUUCGAUGGUUUGAAAACAUUGACCAAACCAAUUCUGGAUAAAAAUGAUGAAAUAGAAUUGGAAAUUAAAAAGAUUUCUGAACAUACAACCGCGUUAUGUAAAGAUUUUUGCGAACUAAAGCAAUUGCAGAUGAAUGAAUCUUGGAUUGGUAUAGUCAAACAGGGUAUCGAUGCGGUUAAAAAUGACGUCAAGGUUGUGCAGCGUACCCUCGAAGUGGUGAAUACUAUCAAAGAGAGAGAAAACCACGUCAUUAUUUUCAACUUAAUUGAAUCUAAUAGAAAGGACAAUGAUUCAGUUUCUGCUAUUUUGCGCUUUCUCACUGAUAACUCUAUCAAGGAUGAUGAUAUUUUAAGAGUCCCCAGACAAGGGAGGAAAAUUGAUGAUUCCAAAACUCCACGUCCAGUUAUUGUUAAAUUCGCCAGUUUUGUCAUCAAAAACAGAGUCAUGCGUAGUAUUUCGAAAAUUAAGUCUCUCGAGGGUGAAUUCAACAAAAUCAAAAUCAGUCAUGAUCUAACACGUGAUCAGCGCGUUGAGCUGCGAGAAUUGAUUGCCGAUGCUUAA
Helobdella robusta is the source of this 732-nucleotide messenger RNA. RefSeq lists its product as hypothetical. NCBI's taxonomy places the organism in Eukaryota, Metazoa, Annelida, Clitellata, Rhynchobdellida, Glossiphoniidae. Bases 1 to 732 code for a protein of 243 amino acids. The transcript is spliced from 2 exons. The record is from RefSeq and is a predicted model, not a curated record.